GAAACACCUAAUUGAAUGAUAAAAUCGUUUGUACGGGACUACGAUGUGGCAACUGUGUGAUCGUAUGGUGGUGAUCGUAUAAAGGUGCAAGUGCCUCGAGAUGUCUCGCCAGUUAUCACUGCUCGAUCUAAACGUUUGCUGCCUGGCCUGCAUUUUGAGCUUCUUACCCGCAAAGGAUCACUUGCACCUCGCCCACGUCUGCACCCAUUUGCGAGAUGUCCUCAUUGCUUGCGGGAAGAGUUUUUACAGGAGAGUAGAGCUUACUGGAUCCUGGAACGAGCUACUCCUAAUGCGAGAAGUUGGCCAUCUGGUGCAGGAUCUGCUCGUCACAUAUAACCAGAAAACCCCCCAUACAGAUUUGCUUUGCAAAACCAUCAGAUGGCUUGUUAACUUGGAGAACGUUACGCUGAACCUUGACGAGUUUCCUUCAUUUCACUCCGCAGAAACGAUUAUUUUGACUCUGGAAAAGCUGCCCAUCCUUAGAGGCAUCAAAGUACUCCAAAACAAUCGUCUUCACAACGUCCACAAUAGGCCUCGUGCACGAGUAUUUAUACCAUCCUCCACGGGGAUUCCUGAGAGUCUUCUGAUGAUUCUCGAGACAUGCAAUCCCACCAUCCCGACACACGAUUGGUCGUUCAUCUGCCUGGAAUCCUUUUUAGGCGACCACCAGGUGAUUCUUAUUCUCACAAAGGAUUCCGUGGAUGCAAUCGAUCGAGCUGGUGGAAACCUAAGUCUUGGCUUAAAUUGCAUUCACCCAAUGAUUUAUGCCAGGGGCGCCGUGUCCGAUGGAAACAGGAUUAUUCCCAACUUGAAUACUCCUAAGUGAUGAAGAUCUUUCAACUGUCCAAACCUUUAUACCUCGUAUUCCAUGAAAUCUAAAACCCAUUAGUCAUUGUCCCACAGAGAUUCCAGUAGAAUGGUUAACUUUAUAAGGUUU
Molecule: messenger RNA, 937 nt
Organism: Drosophila teissieri
Lineage: Eukaryota; Metazoa; Arthropoda; Insecta; Diptera; Drosophilidae
Exons: 2
Coding region: 101-826 (241 amino acids)
Molecular function (GO): protein binding
Source: RefSeq, a predicted model, not a curated record